Coregonus sp. 'balchen' is the source of this 1140-nucleotide messenger RNA. The record is from the annotation of a GenBank genome assembly. NCBI's taxonomy places the organism in Eukaryota, Metazoa, Chordata, Actinopteri, Salmoniformes, Salmonidae.
AUGGCUGCCAUGGGCCAGACCAAGAGUGGGAUAAAGUCCAAUCUGCUGGUGAGAGCUGUGGGGGUUAUACAGACCCAGUGCAAUUCCCACCUGCUCACAGUCUUGCGCCAGCUCUACCAGGAACGCUACGCCUACCAGACAGUUCCUGGCAACAGCCAGAGGACUCCUGGAAGCCACCAGGAGGAGCAGACCGUGGCGCCGGUGGUGGGGCCAACACACAACCCCACAUACACCAUCUCACACACAAUCCUGGAUUGUUCCAGAUGGUACCCCUUCCCUUCUACCAAACCCUGGGGACAAUCCUACCCCCCACACAACUGAUGGGCUUCUUCUCUGACAUGCAGAACCAGGAGUUCAUCAGGCUGACGCCAAAGCAAGUGGAGCAGAACAGAAACUGCAAGGAGCUGCGACCAGGUGUGCCGAGUGUCCAGGUGGUUCUCAGAUUCUGCUUCACAGAGAGUCUUGGGUACGAGGAGGAUCAAUACCCACCAUGCCUGUGGAUCAGAGUUAAUCAGAAAUUCAUACCCCUACCUGAACUUCACAGACACUGUACACUUAUCAACAUAACACCAGCAGUUUCUCUCAGCCUCCUCCCCUCAUCUCGUUUAUGUGUCUGGUGGGAGAGAUGUAGCAAAAGGUACUCUGUGGCUGUGUACCUGGUGAAGGUGCGGUCCCCCUCAGUCAACUGAAGAGCCAAUCAGUGGAGAGUGACAUUUUGCAGAGUGUCCCUUAUCUGUCCGCUGGGGAAGAUGAGUCUGUCAGUGCCCUGCAGGGGGCGUAAGUGCGCCCACCUCCAAUGCUUCGACGGGACGCUCUACCUGCAGAUGAAUGAGAAGAUGCCCACCUGGACCUGCCCAGUGUGUCACGAGCCAGUUCCUUAUCGAUGGGUUACUGACUGUGAUCCUGGUGUUGGAGGGCUUUCAGGACAAUACAGAGGUAGAAUACCUGGCUGACGGCUCUUGGGGAUUUGUUAUAGAUGGCGUGAGAAGAACACAAUCUUCUGCACUUUUGGAGAAGAUGGAGGUAUACAGUGGUAGUAGUGUGACUGCAACCACCAGUGCUGUGUCAACGGAAGUCGCCACUGUGGACCUUACGCAGGAUUCAUCAGAGGAUGAGGCUGAUGAGGUCACAAAGCCAUAA